This is a messenger RNA of Aplosporella prunicola CBS 121167, 2174 nucleotides long. RefSeq lists its product as uncharacterized. Gene Ontology annotation, molecular function: phosphoprotein phosphatase activity. NCBI's taxonomy places the organism in Eukaryota, Fungi, Ascomycota, Dothideomycetes, Botryosphaeriales, Aplosporellaceae. The record is from RefSeq and is a predicted model, not a curated record. The transcript is spliced from 2 exons. The coding region runs from base 144 to 1844 and encodes 566 amino acids.
CCGCACACGCUCUCUCUCCUCCGCGCCCCCGUCGCUGUCGCUGCCGCACAUGGCUGCGCGACUGCGUUACGCCUCGAAUCCACGGUAACCACUUUUCCAGCCAAGUCACAUCUUUUGCUAACGCGAACCCCGCCAACGUCAAGAUGGCGCGCCACAAGAAGCGGAAUACCAACAAUACCAACAAUGCCAACGCCAGUAAUACCGGCCGCACGCGCGCGCCUGGAGUGACGGGCUCAAACGCUCCUUCUACACAACAGCAACAAUCGCAACAAUCGCAACAAUCACAACAACAGCAACAACCACAACAACCACAGCGACAACGUGCAGCGAAUGCGCCGCCGCGUGAGAACGAACAGGCGCGCUCAGGCAGCUUUGUCGGGCAGGCACUACUGGACGCGCUGGAGGGCAUUGAUGCCGACCGCAGCACGUCGGGCGCAGCGACGCCAGCGCAAGAGCUUGCGCGCGAGGCCACGCCUGCGCCUGUGCCUGAGAAAGCCGAAACGACGCAGCCCCAGUACGCGACACCGGCGAUGCAGCAGCAGUUCCCCGAGCAGAUGCCCGCUGCGCCUGCGCAUAAUGGAUAUGGAUAUGGGUUCGAUUUCAAUGCCGCGAAUACGUGGAUGGCGGCUGCUAGCGCGGCGGCCUGGCCGCAGAUGUUUGGCGGUGGCAUGGAUGCUAAUGCGCAGCAAGGCGGGUUUUACAAUCAGCAGUUUGGGCAGGUUCAAGACGGUGCUUGGGGUCAGUAUCAGCAGCAGACUGCGCCUUACGGUCUGGGCUAUGGAAUCGGAAACGCAUGGUCAGCGAUUGGCAACACGCAGGCAUUCGCGCCGGUCACUUCUUCCACAAUGGCCCCGAUCCGAGGAUACGCUACGAGAGCCGCAACGAGAGCCGCAGGACGGGGGGCCGGUCUCCCGACACCCGACCACAUCGCGACGACGACAAGCGAGAGCGAAGAGGGGGGGGUCCGGUUCAAUCACUGGAUGGGACGAGGAAGUAGAAGGGCAAAGGCAAAGGCGAAGUCGCCCAUGCGCGACUUCCCGCCCAAAGGGUCAUUCGCCAAGUUCCCCCCGCCGCCCAAGCCCGACCCGUCGCCGCAGUACCUCGAGCAAGUGGCGAGCGCGCCGUCGCUGCGCACGACGCCGGAGCGGCUGCUGGUUGUCAUCGACCUGAACGGCACGCUGGUGCACCGGCCAAACCGCAAGGACUCGUCGAAAGUGGUGUGCCGACCGUACGCGAAAGCGUUCCUGCGCUACCUGCUCGCCAACCACCGAGUGAUGGCGUGGUCGUCGGCGCGGCCGGAGAACGUAGCCAAGAUGUGCGCGCAGCUGUUCACGCGCGAGCAGCGCUCGCAGCUCGCAGCCGAAUGGGGCCGCGACCGGCUGGGCCUGACGCCGGCGCAGUACAACGAAAAAGUGCAGGUGUACAAGCGGCUGGAGCAGGUGUGGGGCGCGGCGGCGCAGUUUGCCUGGCAUGACAACCACGCCGCCGGCGAGCGCUACGCGCAGCAUAACACGCUGCUGCUCGACGACAGCGCGCUCAAGGCCGCGAGCGAGCCGUUCAACCUGGUCCAAGUCGAGGAGUUUGAGGCCAAGCCGCACCAGAUGCUCGUCGAUGUGCUGGCUGAGGUGAAGGGGUUCUUGGAGGAGGCGAAGUGGCAAAAGGAUGUCUCGGCUUGGAUUCAUGCCGGCAAUGGGUUUGUGGUGGGUCGUUGGAAGGGGGAGUGGGAUAGGGGCGAGAGCGAUGGCGUUAGUCCUGAAAGGAGGAGGGCGGCGGAGUUGGCGCUUAGGAGGGAGGAGGAGUAUGAAGCGGCGGUGAGGGAUGCGAAGGCGAAGGGCGCUGCUUGAGCUUGUGUUCUUGCGUUCUGGUGCUCGCUACGAGCUGCGUGCUGCUUGCUUGCGUUAGGAUGCUUGCUCUGCUUUGCUUGCUUGCGCACUUGCUUGCUUGCUCACUGGCUCUCCUCGCAAAACCUCGAAUCGGAACAGAACAGAACAGAACAGAACAGAACAAACAACAACGAGACACAACAAUGGAAGACCGACAUACAGUAGAGUAGAAAAAGAACCAAUGGGGAAUCACAUACCUACCCAUCUACCUACCCUACCACAUAAAGACACAGACACGCACAGACACAGACAGGCAGGCAGGCGCAAUGCAGCACACCAUACCAAGCGAAG